Molecule: messenger RNA, 2448 nt
Organism: Talaromyces atroroseus
Lineage: Eukaryota; Fungi; Ascomycota; Eurotiomycetes; Eurotiales; Trichocomaceae
Exons: 7
Coding region: 1-2448 (815 amino acids)
Cellular component (GO): mitochondrial membrane
Source: RefSeq, a predicted model, not a curated record
AUGCCCUCCAAGAAAGACCGCGUCGAUGCUGGACAGGCAGCGCCUGAUCUGGAAAUAGUUGGGAGCCAAGUAACGCUUCACCCGACUGGUUUCACCGGCGGUUACGACAGCCAAGAUGGCGCCAUCACGGAGAGGAACCUGGUGCGACACAUGGCACGUUUCCGUGAAAACCCCUUUGACUUUCUGCGCGAAGUCAGCCUGUUUGUCUCGGGCACAGGAUGGCGCGCGUACGACUCGGUGAUCGGUCAGCCGGUGUACUACCCCGGCUACUCGGACAACAUCAAGCGUUUGAUCGUGCGCAGCCCUUUGCUCCAGAGCAAGAUGAGGGAUCUAGCCGAGGCUAGGCUGCAGGUCGAGCAAUCCGAAGGAUUGUUUGAUGGUACACCGGAUGCGGUGAAGAAGGCUAUGUCUCGACGGAAAAGCGAAAUUGAGCUGAGCUUGCGGGAUGUGGUGGAGACCAUGAUGGAUAGUAUGAUUUGCAAAAUGGACAGCAAUGCUUUCAUUCGCGGCGCAUACUACAUUACCACGCAGCUAUUAACCCGAGCGUACCACCAGGGUAUCCACGUCUCAAGCGAGGAGGUCCUUCGAUUGAGGUCUGUAGCCCAGGCCGCUGCGGACAAGAAACAAUCGAUUAUUUUUCUCCCCAACCACAAAUCCCACGUCGACUAUGUCUCCCUGCAGGUGAUAUGCUACCGACUUGGCAUAGCGUUGCCUAUUGUGGUUGCUGGGGAUAAUCUCAAUUUCCCGGUUGUUGGUGCCUUUUUACAACACGCAGGUGCUAUGUGGAUUCGCCGUAGCUUUGGUGACGAUCAACUAUACUCCACGUUGGUGCAGACGUAUAUCGAUGUUUUGCUACAGCAAGGAUACAAUUUCGAGUGUUUCAUUGAAGGCGGCCGGUCACGCACGGGGAAAUUGCUCUCUCCAAAAUUUGGUAUCCUGAGCUUCAUCGUUGAUAGUUUGCUGUCCGGCCGAGUUAAAGAUACUAUCAUAUGCCCUGUUAGCACACAGUAUGAUAAGGUGAUUGAAACAGAGUCUUAUAUCAGCGAGCUAUUAGGUCAACCCAAGGCAAAGGAGAAUCUCUCAAAUUUCCUUUCACAGUCCUCUGUCUUGUCAUUGAAGUUGGGUCGAGUUGACGUGCGGUUCCAUGAACCGUGGAGUCUCAAGGAAUUUCUCACGCAGCAAUUGCAGCGUAUCCAAGUAGCCCAGACACUAGGCUCACAAAUAAAGUUGAGCUACUCAGAUCGUGGUCGCGUCUUACGGGCUUUGGGCUACAGAGUUUUAUCAGACAUCAACGAUGUUUCUGUGAUGAUGCCUACUGCAUUGGUUGGCACAGUUCUACUCACUCUUCGAGGCCGAGGCGUUGGAAAAGCAGAAUUGGUCCGUCGAGUCGAGUGGCUUAGUGAACGCGUUCGAGCGAAGGGUGGCCGUGUAGCUCACUUUUACCGCGCUCCCACUUCUCAGGUGGUUGAUCGUGCCCUGGACGUUCUCGGUCCCAAACUAGUUGGCGAGGUCACUGGUUUAGCGGAACCGACGUACUAUGCGGUUGACCGAUUCCAGCUCUCCUUCUACCGGAACAUGACAAUCCAUUUGUUCAUCCCGGAGGCACUCGUCUCAGCCGCGAUGUACACCAAGGUGAAACAGGGUGGUGGCCCUACCAACCAGGACAUUACGUAUGAAGCUUUGCUGGAACAAGUUACUUUCCUGUCACAGAUCUUCCGCGGCGAAUUCAUUUUCCCACCAGAAGGCCUCGUAGCCAAUCUAGGAAAGUCUCUUCACGGACUUGAAAAAGAUGGCGUCAUCAAGAUAGCCAGAAACGCAGCCGGCGCUCCUAUUGCAGUUGGUCUUAGUGAUGCCGAGCGGCAGUGUGGAAGAGAGAACUUUGACUUUUAUUGCUUCCUGAUCUGGCCGUUCAUCGAAGCUACAUGGCUGGGCGCUGUCUCGCUAAUGGGGCUCGCGCCUCCUUUGAACGGACCCUCGGAUGUCUGGGUGAAUUUGAACAAAGCCCAGGAUAGUGCUCAACAGCUUGGAAAAACACUUUAUCAUCAAGGAGACCUGUCCUACUUCGAAGCUGUCAACAAGGAGUCGUUGAAGAACGCCUAUCAAAGGUUUGCAGAAGAGGGGAUUAUUCAGAUUGCGCGAAGCAAAGAGCAACGCACGACCCCCGCCACAAUGAGGCUUGCUCCCGAGUGGACACCACAACGUGAUGAACAGACCGGAAAACUAAUGGAUCGUGGACGGCUUUGGGAUUUCACCGAGAGGAUUGCUCGAUCGAGGCGGGAAGGGAAAAACCGCCGAGAUGGAGCAACCGUAUCUUCACGUGUGCUCACCAUGACCGACACAGUAGGACGACAACUGUUUCAAAGCGUGGCACGAUCUGAUGCGACGGAUAUCAACGUAUCGACGCGUCAAGCACGACGGACGGUCCUGGCGGAGAAAGCGAAUCUGUAG